Molecule: messenger RNA, 948 nt
Organism: Mixia osmundae IAM 14324
Lineage: Eukaryota; Fungi; Basidiomycota; Mixiomycetes; Mixiales; Mixiaceae
Exons: 7
Coding region: 1-948 (315 amino acids)
Biological process (GO): peptidyl-serine dephosphorylation
Cellular component (GO): FAR/SIP/STRIPAK complex
Molecular function (GO): protein serine/threonine phosphatase activity
Source: RefSeq, a predicted model, not a curated record
AUGAGUUUCGACCUGGACAGCUGCAUCGAGCAGUCGCUCAAGAAGCAGCUCCUCGGAGAGUCACUCAUCAAGGAGCUGUGCGAGAAGACAAAGGAACUCCUCAUCAGAGAGUCCAAUGUCGUCCACAUCUCUGCCCCCGUCACCGUCGUAGGUGACAUACACGGACAAUUCUACGACCUCGUCGAGAUCUUCAAGAUUGGCGGCUAUUCGCCUCACACGAACUAUCUCUUCCUGGGGGACUAUGUCGACCGCGGUCUGUUCAGCGUGGAGACCAUCACGCUCCUCACCUGCCUCAAGCUUCGUUACCCUGAGCGCGUCCAGCUGAUCCGCGGCAAUCACGAGUCACGAGCGGUCACCCAGACAUACGGCUUCUAUGCUGAAUGUCAGCGCAAGUAUGGCUCGGCCAACGUUUGGACCUAUUUCACCGACAUGUUUGACUUUCUCACGCUCAGCGUCGUCGUCGACGACCGCAUCUUCUGCGUUCACGGAGGCUUGUCGCCGUCUCUACAUUGCAUCGACCAAAUCAAGAUCAUCGACAGGUUUCGUGAGAUCCCCCAUGAGGGACCGAUGGCAGAUCUCGUCUGGUCCGAUCCAGAUCCCGACAAGGAGGAUUUCGCAAUCUCGCCGAGGGGCGCUGGCUACACAUUCGGCGCCCAAGUCGUGAAGAAAUUUCUCGAGAUCAACGACAUGAACCAUAUCUUACGGGCUCACCAGCUCUGCAUGGAGGGCUUCGCCGUGCUGUACGACGACAGACUCUCGACCGUCUGGUCGGCUCCUAAUUAUUGCUAUCGGUGCGGCAAUGCUGCCUCGAUCCUCGAGAUCGGACCGGGCGGGGAAAAACAUUUCAACGUUUUCGAAGCCGCACCAGAGAACGAGGUCGACGGUCCCCAGCAGGCCAAUGAUGCCGCGCGCAACCCGCAGCCGCAAGCGAUCUCCUACUUCUUGUGA